This is a messenger RNA of Hibiscus syriacus, 960 nucleotides long. Its product is annotated as glycerol-3-phosphate acyltransferase 1-like. Lineage: Eukaryota; Viridiplantae; Streptophyta; Magnoliopsida; Malvales; Malvaceae. Gene Ontology annotation, cellular component: membrane. The record is from RefSeq and is a predicted model, not a curated record. The transcript is spliced from 2 exons. Bases 1 to 894 code for a protein of 297 amino acids. Gene Ontology annotation, biological process: cutin biosynthetic process. Gene Ontology annotation, molecular function: glycerol-3-phosphate 2-O-acyltransferase activity; phosphatase activity.
AUGUUUAUCUCCCUUUGCAAGGAAGCCUAUGUGGUGGAUGGCCGAAACAAUCAAAGCUGCAUGAUGCCGAGGGACAAGUACCCGAAGCCUCUUAUAUUUCACGAUGGAAGGCUAGCGUUCUUGCCAACUCCAUUGGGUACACUUUAUAUAUUCCUGUGGCUUCCAUUUGGGAUAGUUCUCGCCAUUUUCAGGAUUGUCGUUGGUAUCUGUCUGCCUUACAGGUUAGCUAUAUUCUUGGGUUCUCUGAGCGGCGUUCAGCUAAAUUUCCAAGGCUGUUUCCCUCCACCAAAUUCACAACAUAAAAAAGGUGUCCUACACGUCUGUACACAUCGAACACUUUUGGACCCUGUUUUCCUCAGCACGGCAUUGUGCAAGCCCUUGACGGCAGUGACCUACAGCUUGAGCAAAAUGUCCGAGAUAAUAGCUCCCAUCAGGACAGUCAGGCUGACCAGGGUCAGGAGACAGGACGGAAAAACAAUGCAGAAGCUGUUAAGCGAAGGUGAUUUGGUGGUCUGUCCCGAAGGAACCACAUGUAGGGAGCCUUAUCUGUUAAGGUUCAGCUCGUUGUUCGCCGAGCUGGCCGAUGAAAUAGUUCCGGUAGCGAUGAACACUGAUGUAAGCACGUUUUACGGCACGACGGCGAGUGGGUUGAAAUGGUUGGAUCCCAUUUUCUUUCUGAUGAACCCCAGACCGAGCUACCAUGUUCAAAUCCUGGGAAAGGUGCCACCAGAAUUCACAUGUGCAGGGGGAAGGUCUAGCUUCGAAGUGGGGAAUUAUAUUCAGAGGAAACUGGGUGAUGCUCUGGGAUUUGAGUGUACUAACUUGACUAGGAGAGACAAGUACUUGAUGCUAGCAGGGAAUGAGGGGGUUGCCCAUGAUAAUAAGAGAAAUUAACAAGCACCCUCUUCGCAACAUAUUGAUUAAUUGAUUUGCACACUUUCAUCAACCCUAAUGUAUUCA